Molecule: messenger RNA, 936 nt
Organism: Aspergillus steynii IBT 23096
Lineage: Eukaryota; Fungi; Ascomycota; Eurotiomycetes; Eurotiales; Aspergillaceae
Product: 5'/3'-nucleotidase SurE
Exons: 3
Coding region: 1-936 (311 amino acids)
Cellular component (GO): P-body
Molecular function (GO): hydrolase activity
Source: RefSeq, a predicted model, not a curated record
AUGCAUAUCUUGGUCGUCAACGAUGACGGUCCGCCGUGCAGCCAACUCUCCCCCUACAUCCGCCCAUUCGUCAAUGCCCUCCAAGAUGCCGGCCAUCUCGUCUCCGUCGCCAUCCCCGCCGCCUCCCGCUCCUGGAUCGGCAAGGCGCAUCUGAUCGAAGCCUCCCUGAAAGCCACCUACGUGCCGCCUGCCGCCUUCCGCAACGACGCAACCUGGGAUGAGGCCUUCGACGCCGACGCCGACGCCGACACCGUGCAGGACCCCCACGGCGACUGGGUGGUCAUCCGCAACGGCACGCCCGCCAGCUGCGUGCAGCUCGGCCUGUUCAAUCUCUUCGCGGACCGCGGGCCCAUUGACCUGGUGAUCUCCGGCCCCAACCACGGCCGCAACGCCUCCACCAUCUACAACCUCUCCUCCGGCACCGUCGGCGGCGCCCUGGAGGCCGCCACCUGCGGCAAGCGCGGCAUCGCCAUCUCCUUCGGCAGCAAGGACCCCCAACCCGCCGACACCAUCGCCGCCGCCUCCCGUCUCGCCGUCCGCCUCGUCGACCACCUGUCCCGCCGCUGGGACGAGCGCGUCGAGCUGUAUAACCUGAACAUUCCCAUGCGAACCGACGUCGAGUCCAGAUCCAUUCAAUACACGCGCGCCCUGCCGUACUACUGGGCCCGGGGAUACCUGUACGCCGAGGAGCCGACGGCGCAGAAGACGAACGGCGCGACGAACGGCGCGCUGACCAAUGGCGCCGCGCCGUCGCGGUUAAAGCAGCGCAAUUUCAAUUGGUCCGCCGAGCUUUCGGAUAUGAAGAAGGCGCUGCAGUCCAGCGAGGAGGGCACGGAUGCGCAUACCGUGCUGAAUGGAAACGUCAGUGUGACCGCCCUCUGUGCGAAUUUCUGGCAUGUGCCCGGUUUGGAUGGACCCUUGGAACUGGACAAUUGA